This is a messenger RNA of Corylus avellana, 585 nucleotides long. The record is from RefSeq and is a predicted model, not a curated record. Lineage: Eukaryota; Viridiplantae; Streptophyta; Magnoliopsida; Fagales; Betulaceae.
CAUAGCUACUGUGUGUGUAUCCUCAAAGCAAUUAAACACAGAAGAGAAGAAGAGAAAAAUAGUGAAAAUGGACGCGGGGAAGGAAACGGCAGCCAACUUAACGGCCUCCGCUAAUGCUGGCAUGGCGAAGACCAAGGCCACUGUAGAUGAGAAGAUGGAACUGAUGAAAGCCAAAGAUCCAGCGCAGAAAGAAGCGGUGACCAAAAAGAAGGAGGAGAGGAUCACUCAGGCUAAUAACGAAGAGAAGCAGGCGCAUGCCCGCAACGCCGCAGCCAAAGAGGCGGGAAAGGCUGGCAAUCCCACCGGAACCCACCCGACGUCAGGCUUGCCUGGACAGGGCACCGGCCACUGACCGAAUGUGUGGUGGGGUCGCACCUCGUUGUGACCCACACCGGCACCGGCACACGAAGGACCGUCGAUCGACAUAUCUCAUUAUUGUUCGAUCUAUAUUUGUUUUCGUUCUGUGCUUGUUUUUUCCCGCAUUUAAAGUGUGUUUUAUGUAUCACCUUACAUGCUAAGUGCUAACGUUGUAGUACUAGGUGUUCCAUUUGAAUAAGAACACAAUGUCACCGACAUCGACAUGGA